AUGGAACAACAGGAUCCAGAUACUCCCUGCACUCCAUCUGCCGUCACCCGUGAUACUGAACAUCGAUCGACUCGCCAGUCCCCACCGUCAUCACCCCCCUCAACCCUUACGCUUACACCAGCUCUUCAGCAUCGCACUGCGACACCCUCUUCUCGCCCGACAACACCAUUAUCGACUUCCGAACCCACCUUACGAUUUCCUCGUCCCCAAGUUAAUCGAUAUCUCGCCAACUGGAUUUCGUCCAGUGAUCCAAACAUUAUGCGUAUCACGACCACCACCGAGGACACCGGCUUGUCCGAAUCCACCUACGAACUCAUUACCGGCACCGACACUGAGUCUCAAGAUGGAAACUACACUGAGUCUGUGAACGAGUCCAUCGGCUCUGUCGACGAUAAUCAUCCCGAUGAUCAUAGCCUUGCCAGCACUGAGCAGUUCAACGACGACGAGUCUAUACUUGACGAAUAUGAGCCACGUACUCAACAGCCAGACCAAGAGCCGCAAGUUGUCUCUGCCGCUGUUGAUACCGAAGAGAUUACAUCGCCAGGACAAAGCUGGGCUUCAGUAGUAAAAGUCGGGCUCCAUCCUGAGGGCGAAAUUGAGGUUGAGCCUGCAGACGAACCCAUGGAUGAAUCUACUUGUAAAACCGAGCCCGAGUCCGAAUCAGAGGACGAAGCUCGAUCCCGAUGCUCUCUUGAGUAUACCCAGCAGAGCCUCAAGACCCCUUCAAUCCCUGGCCCCGACGCUAGCGGUACCAAGGACAACCCCAUUCAGAGUCAUUCGCCUGAUGACGUCCAGAAAGCUGAGAGCCGACGAGAACGAUGCAACAAGUGGCUGAAAGAGGUUCAGCAAGCCAAUAUAUGGCCCGCCGGGCGUAUCACACAAUCCAUCGAACCUAUCAUUCCCGAGAUCAUAUGUUGUGUCUUUGUUGUGAUUGUGACGAUGAUCCUCGUCCCACUGCUAAGAGGGAAUGCGGCACCCCACAACCCCGCAGCCACUUCCGCUGUCACAAUUCACCCCACUCUCUUGUCCUCUAGCCCAACUCAACCACCAACAUCGCAGGCUCCCUCGACGGCAACGGGAGCUACAGCACUUGUACCUCUUGAGAAUGUCCUUGCUGAUGAGUGGCUGUGGAGUGGCAAGCAGCCUGAUGUGACUGUCACCAGACAUCAAGGCGACUUUCUGAUUCACAUGCCUAAAGGUGUUAAGAAGUCAUGGCUUGAUAGAGACUGUCUCAGUUUCCAAGCUAAUCGUGACGAUGAGCCUGUUCUGUGGAGCGUUUCGUCUGUUGACGAAGGCAUGCUCCUCAAAAUUCCCAAGAGAGAGAGCUACGGGACUGUCAGAGUCGACAUUUUGUCUACUUGUCGUCCCAAGGUUCACAAGGUCCUCCGUAUCACAUUCGAUAGGGGCAUAAUCUCAGAGGCUCUAGACUAUUCCUGGAACUUUGCUCAUAAGAUCCCAGAGCUUGUACCCGCUGCUGCUCAAGAGGCAGAGCGGCGUCUUGAAGAGGCCAAACGCUCGUUAGAAACUGCUUCCGACAACCUCAAGACCUCGUCUGAUAAUCUAUGCAGAGAUAUAAGCUCCAGGCUAUACAACACCCAUCGAUCUUUGUGUUGGAUCAAGACAGGCAUACGGGAUCGUGUAAACCUGAUUAAGCACGGUAUCUCGAAGAAGGUUGAGACGGUUGCAAACGUUGAAGCUAUGCAGCAACAAGCUGAACUCGAUUUGCUUAGUGCUCAGAUCAGGGCUAAGCUCUGGUGGCUCAAGCUGACUGCGGGCAAGGAAGAACAUGACCGCUAUCACAACGCAGCUGAACAGUUUCUGGCCAACAAGGUGCGGAAGAACAGAGGCUUACAAAAGCCAAAGACCAAAGUCCCAGAGGCGUCAUCAUUUGGACGGCUCUUCUGGCCCCGGUGCUCGAGGAACUGUCAGACCAAGCAACAGGGAAAGAAGGCAUAG
Molecule: messenger RNA, 1956 nt
Organism: Fusarium sp. VM40
Lineage: Eukaryota; Fungi; Ascomycota; Sordariomycetes; Hypocreales; Nectriaceae
Source: the annotation of a GenBank genome assembly